AUGAUAAACAACUUUACUGCGUCAAGGUCACCUUGCCGAGCCAUGCCAGGAAAUUUGUCCUGUUCUGGGCCACAAAUACCGCCACCCGAGGAUGUUACCUCGCUUCUCUCUUUGCAAGAAAUCCUUCACCCGAUUUUCACAGUAGUGGAGUUCAGCGUACUCUGUUUCGCUUUCGUAGGCAAUCUUUUGAUUGUGUUAACGAUCCUUUCGAACAAGAAAAUGCAUAGUCUGGUACAUAUGUUUCUCCUUAACGUGGCCAUCGCAGAUUUUUUAUUUUCUGUACUGAACAUUGCCGGACAUGCCCGAGAACAUCUAUUGCCUGAAAAGGCUCUUAAAGAAACAUUUUGCAUAUCUUACAGACCUAUAAUGGCGGUACGCUUCGUCGCCUACGCUGUAUCAAUGUUUUGUCUUACAGCGUUAAGCGUUGAACGCUGCUACAUGAUAUGCUCGCCACUAAGAGCGCAAUUUGCAAGUACUGCUGUUGUGAAGAAGCUCAAAGUUUCUGUCAUGCUGUUGAUUUGGAUCAUGGCUCUUGCAAUAUCUGGUCCGUUAGGCCUGUGUCAAGUAACAGUCACCAAGACCUUUGCUAUCUUCCUCGCACUCGCCAUGCACGUGGUUCCUUUGGUGAUCAUUACUUUAGUGAAUGUUAAGAUGAUUGUUGCACUGAAACGUAACGCUAUCAGCGAGAUAAGUGCGAUGAACGAGGACACCAGGGGCAGGGUACAAAAGCUGCUGAUAACUCUUAUCUUGAGCGUUGUAAUCUUUUGGAGCCCGUAUCAUUGCCUGUUCUUAUACUUUGUCUUCACUGGGCCACCUUCAUCGCCUGUAAUGGCGACUAAACUCACUAUAGCCAAUAGAGUUGGGAACUUUGUGGCUUAUUUUAACCCACUUUUCAACGCUCUUAUCUAUUACAUAUUUUCCAAGGAAUUUCGUACAGGAUUGAGCACUUUGUUAGGACGUUUCAGAUGCAAGCCUGGAACAUCCAUAAAAACUUCUAGGCCUUCUAGGCAAGUGAUUAGUCGAUACAGAUCGAGAAAAGAUGAACCGCACUUUACCUCAACUACAUUGAACGAG
This is a messenger RNA of Pocillopora meandrina, 1074 nucleotides long. Lineage: Eukaryota; Metazoa; Cnidaria; Anthozoa; Scleractinia; Pocilloporidae. The record is from the annotation of a GenBank genome assembly.